AUGGCAGACGUUGCUGCAGUAGUAGAAGAAGAGCGCCUUGAUGUUCUCACAAAAACCGGAGAAGUUCAUAGAGAUGGAGAUUACCACAGAGCAGUUCACGUGUGGAUUUUUGCAGAAAGCACACAAGAAUUGCUUCUUCAACGCCGUGCCGAUUGUAAGGAUUCAUGGCCUGGCCAAUGGGAUGUCUCAAGCGCUGGCCAUAUUUCUGCUGGUGAUUCUUCACUUGUAUCCGCUCAGCGAGAGCUUCAGGAAGAGUUAGGGAUUAGCCUCCCGAAAGACGCUUUUGAACCUAUUUUUAUUUUUCUUCAGGAGUGUGUUAUAAAUGAUGGGAAAUUCAUCAAUAACGAGUUUAAUGAUGUGUAUCUUGUGACAACUGUAGAUCCAAUUCCUCUUGAAGCAUUUACUCUUCAGGAAACAGAAGUAUCUGCUGUUAAAUACAUUUCGUAUGAGGAAUACAGAAGCUUCCUUGCCAAAGAAGAUCCUGAUUAUGUGCCCUAUGAUGUAAACGAACAGUAUGGUCAACUCUUCAACGUCAUUAGGCAAAGGUACAAAGUAAACACUGUAGCACGCAGUUUGAGUCUACAAAAGCAACUCUGUCGAUAUGCUCCUGUUUCUCUGACUGCGGAGUUGUCAAGUCUAUCAGAUGCAGACAGGAAGGCUCUUGGUUUACUUAUCAAGGCUGCAAAACUUAUGGAUGAAAUAUUCUUCCUUCAGGUUUGGUACAGUAAUCCAGCUCUAAGAAAUUGGUUGAAGGAGCAUGCUGGUGCAUCAGAAUUAGACAAACUAAAAUGGAAGUAUUAUUUGAUUAAUAAGAGCCCAUGGUCCUGUCUUGAUGAAAAUGAGGCAUUUUUAACAACCGCAGAUUCAGCCAUCAAGUUGCUUCCUCAAGCAACGAAGGCAGUCAGUGGAUGGAAGGGUCUGGAAUAUAAAGCAGCAUUUCCCAUGCUAAAACCACCUGGUGCAAAUUUUUAUCCUCCAGAUAUGGACAAAAUGGAAUUUGAAUUGUGGGCAGACAGUUUGCCAGAGAAUCAACAAAAUGAUGCAACGAGUUUUUUCACUGUCAUCAAAAGACACAGUGAAUUGAGUUUGGACUCUUCUUUACCUAAUCACGUGGUUCAUGGUAAAAAUGAUUUAGCGGGUACUCUUGAUCUAUAUAGUGUUCCUUACUCAAAGGAGUAUAACUCCUAUCUUUCAAAAGCUGCGGAACUGUUGCAUGAAGCUGGGGACUUGGCUGGCUCACCUAGUUUGAAGAGGUUACUGCACGGCAAGGCUGACGCAUUCCUCUCAAAUGACUAUUAUGAAUCGGAUAUAGCCUGGAUGGAAUUGGUUAGUACACAGAAUACUUUUGAUAUUCCAAAAAACGCUCAUAGUUGCGUGUUUGAGGAAGCUGGUGGAAUUAGGAAAGGAGCAAGUGAGGCACUUGGAAGUCUACUGAGGUCUUCUUUCUCCAUGUCUACCAAGGACUCUAAGCUGGAUGUUACCAUAGGUCCAUAUGAGACGUAUGAGGAUACAAUUUUCGGGUACAAGGCGACAUUUGAAGCAUUCAUUGGUGUCCGGGAUGACAAAGCAACAGCUCAACUUAAACUCUUUGGUGAUAAUUUGCAGUUUUUGGAGCAAAAUCUUCCAAUGGACAACACAUACAAAUCAAAACAUGUCAAUGCUGCUCCCAUACGGGUCAUCCAGCUUGUUUAUAACGCAGGGGAUGUAAAGGGUCCUCAGACUGUUGCUUUCAAUUUACCAAAUGAUGAACGUAUAGUAAAAGAUCGAGGAUCGUCAAUGGUCAUGCUUAAGAAUGUUUCAGAGGCAAAGUUCAAGCAUAUCCUUCAGCCCAUAGCUCAAGCAUGUAUUAGCAAGGAACAAAAAGGACUGGUAGAUUUUGAAUCUUUCUUUACACACACUAUCUGCCACGAGUGCUGCCAUGGUAUUGGGCCUCACACUAUCAAACUUCCAGAUGGCCAAACGUCUACAGUGAGAAAGGAGCUGCAAGAACUCCACUCAGCUUUGGAAGAAGCUAAAGCCGAUAUAGUUGGCCUUUGGGCCCUCAAGUUCUUAAUCAGCCAGGAUUUGCUUCCAAAGAGCCUGGAAAAAUCUAUGUAUGUUUCAUUCCUCACGGGAUGCUUCCGCUCAGUUCGUUUUGGUUUAGAGGAAGCUCAUGGGAAAGGACAAGCACUGCAGUUUAACUGGUUAUUUGAGAAAGAAGCCUUCAUUUUGCAUUCCGAUGAGACAUUUUCUGUUGAUUUUGCCAAGGUUGAAGAGGCAGUUGAAAGCUUGAGUAGAGAGAUACUUACCAUACAGGCAAAAGGUGACAAGGGGGCUGCAAAUUCGCUGCUUCAGAAAUACUGUAAAAUGACACAUCCAUUAAAAAACGCACUGGAAAGAUUAGAGAGUGUUCAGGUGCCUGUGGAUAUAACUCCCCAAUUUUCCGUUGUUAAUGAAAUAGCAAAGCAAAGUUAG
Dovyalis caffra is the source of this 2454-nucleotide messenger RNA. The record is from the annotation of a GenBank genome assembly. NCBI's taxonomy places the organism in Eukaryota, Viridiplantae, Streptophyta, Magnoliopsida, Malpighiales, Salicaceae.